This is a messenger RNA of Carassius carassius (crucian carp), 2957 nucleotides long. Its product is annotated as synapsin-2-like. The transcript is spliced from 13 exons. Gene Ontology annotation, cellular component: synaptic vesicle membrane; synaptic vesicle. The record is from RefSeq and is a predicted model, not a curated record. Bases 19 to 2142 code for a protein of 707 amino acids. Gene Ontology annotation, molecular function: ATP binding. NCBI's taxonomy places the organism in Eukaryota, Metazoa, Chordata, Actinopteri, Cypriniformes, Cyprinidae. Gene Ontology annotation, biological process: neurotransmitter secretion.
GUUUAACCUUCACUAGCCAUGAACUUCCUGCGCCGUCGCCUUUCUGACAGCAGCUUCAUCGCUAACCUGCCCAACGGCUACAUGUCUGAUCUCCAGAGGCCCGACCCACCUCCACCACCUCCUCCGACUGCUGCCACCAAAGCCCCGGCCGGACCGACUCCUGCCCCAUCCACACCUCCUGCGGCCAAGUCCCCCACCGCUCCUCCGGCCCCCGAGGGACGGCCGCAGCCCGCCCAUUCCACCGGGUCAGGAUUCUUCAGCUCCAUCACCAAUGUGGUGAAGCAGACCGCCGCUUCUGCGGGACUCGUGGAGCAAAGUCCUGCGGCGGUGUCGAGGAAGUUCAAGAUCCUCCUGGUCAUCGACGAACCCCAACACGAGUGGGCAAAGCUUUUCCGUGGGAAGAAGGUCCAAGGUGAUUAUGAUGUCAAAGUUGAGCAGGCUGAGUUCUCGGAGAUCAACCUUGUGGCUCAUGCUAAUGGCACGUGCAGUGUGGACAUGCAAGUGAUCAGAAAUGGAACCAAAGUGGUUCGGUCCUUCAAGCCUGACUUCGUCUUGGUGCGACAGCAUGCUUAUAGCAUGGCACAGAAUGAAGACUUCCGCAAUAUAAUCAUUGGUUUGCAGUAUGCUGGGAUCCCCAGCGUCAACUCGCUGGAGUCCAUUUACAACCUCUGUGACAAGCCGUGGGCUUUUUCUCAACUGAUCAGCAUUUACAAGAAACUGGGAGCAGAUCAAUUCCCUCUUGUUGAUCAGACCUUCUACUCAAACUACAGGGACAUGAUCUCAAUGCCAACAUUCCCUGCGGUGGUGAAGAUCGGGCAUGCUCAUUCUGGAAUGGGGAAGGUGAAAGUCGACAAUCACAGUGACUUCCAAGACAUUGCAAGUGUUGUGGCCAUCACUCAAACCUACACGACCACAGAGCCUUUCAUUGAUGCUAAAUAUGACAUCAGGGUCCAGAAGAUCAGUUCUGAUUACAAAGCUUACAUGAGAACAUCCAUAUCUGGCAACUGGAAAUCAAACACUGGCUCUGCCAUGCUGGAGCAAGUGGCCAUGACUGACAAAUAUAAGCUGUGGGUGGACGCCUGUGCAGAUGUCUUUGGAGGUCUAGACAUCUGUGCUGUUAAAGCCAUACAUGGAAAGGAUGGAAAGGACUAUAUCACUGAGGUGAUGGGCUCAUCGAUGCAGCUGAUCGGAGAUCACCAGCUGGAGGACCGGCAGCUGAUCGCUGCCAUCGUCCUGGCAAAGAUGAACCAGGAAUCAGCAGCUCGAUCCCCACAAGGACCUCCAACCACUGUACAACCUGCACAAAGUGCUGCCUUAAAAGAAAGCCUGACUGACCCCAACAAGACCCUCGGCCAGCGGCCCCCUCCACAAGGGGGGGCAGUGAAACCCCAAGAACCACAACCUAUGAGUCAAGAACCUACACCUGAGCCAGUCCCUGCCCAGGAGCCUGUGCCCAAAGCAGGCCCUACCCCAACUCUACCACCCACCAUGCAGCAGCCCAAACCCCAGGCUCAAGCCGCACCUGAACCCACUCCUGGAAAACCAAAGGAACUGCCUCCAAAACCCCAACCUCCCAAACCACUUCCCCCAAAGCCUGUGCCUCCAGUUCGGAGGAACUCCAAGCCUCAGAUCCAACCCAAACCUCAGACCCCACCUCCCACCAAGGCCCAACCAAAAGCUCAACUGGGAGACAGAGAUCAGAAUCCUGGUCAAACCCAGCCAGAUCUGGUCCUUGCUCAAGAGCUUUCCCCAGCCAAAGUUCCCAUUAAACCCCCAUCACCAGCUAAACCUCAGCUCCAGCCUAAACCAGUGCUCAGAGAGCAAGUCAAACCUGAACCCCAAGAUCAGACUACUGCUCCAUCUGAGGCACUCUCAGCCCCUGUUAGAGUAGCUCCUUCCCCUGCUCCCACCCCGACCCCGGCCCAACCUACCCCAAUGAAACAAACCCAUUCUCAGCCUCCUGUAGAGGAACAGCCUGCACCCCAGCAGAGGUCAACUCAUCCUCUGUUGAACAAAUCCCAGUCCUUGACCAACGCCUUCAAUGCCUUUGGCGAGACCUUCCGCUCCAGCAACGAGGAUGAAGCUAAGGCGGAGACCAUUCGAAACUUGCGAAAGUCUUUUGCAAGCCUGUUCUCUGACUAAUGACAAACUCCCGCAGCCCAAAAGGUGGCCAGCGACUUGACAGAAAUUCAUCCUGGUCUGAGGUUAAUCCCAUGUAGCUGUGUACAUUUAACCCCCUCCUCCCAACUCUGCUGUAAUUAUUCAAGUGUUAAGAAGGUUAGAGUGAUGUACAGUGAUUGUUCUCGCAAGAUGUUGGUGUUUACAUGUUUUGAGUCACUCUGUGAGUCACACAAAAAACACUGGAAUUUCUAUGAGGAGGGGAUAGCUCUUAAGCAAUCACUUACAGGAGGCUGGAGUAUGCUGAAGUCGUCUGUAACCCCUCGAUGUUGUAGCUGUAUCGUAGUAGUGCGUUUUCUUUACCCAGAGACAAAUAUUUGUGACUAGUUUUCCUUGUUUAUCCCCUGUAGUGUGUGCGUGUAACUAGUUGGUGUGUUGUAAGCAUUAGCCCCUAAGACAUUAGUUCAACAAUACCCCGGGAUCUUUAUAAAAGCACUUUCCUAUUCAAGUUUCCUACAGUGAUCAAUGCUUGGACUGGUCGGUUUCAGUGCAGUGGUGGGAUUUCUUUGGAUCACCUGGUGUUUUAGCGAAUUAGCUUGCAUUCAGCACUUAUCAACCUGUCAAGAUAUUCAUGAGUGCCAUGUUUAUAGUCUCUAUGCAUAUUGUAUUGUACUGUAUGUGUAACAUCUCAGGAGUUUAAUUUGAAUAUAUGUUUAUUCUGGCGUCACACUGUUCAUGUUGUGUUUUCUUUGUGCGCAGUGAUACUGCUUUGCAUGACCCGGUGAUAAUUGUUUUCUCUGUACAAGUGUCAAUAAACAUGUGGCACAUCAUUCUACUGA